AUGCCUCGUACUAAAAAACCUCGUGAUGUCAAAUAUAGUAAAUCACGAGCAUUUACUCGCAAUACUGAAAUUCCAAUACUUCAACCUAUAUUUCUUGAACAAACUUAUAAUUCAAAUCCUACCAAAUUUAAUUUGCAACAAAGUGAUUAUGAUGAUGUUAAUGAUGAUUUUAUUGAUGAAAGUAUACCUGUUGAUAGUGAUGAUAGUAUUUAUAGAGAAAAGCAAACUCGUUUGAAUAAAUCCUGGCAGUCAAUUCAUGUUCAACUUAAAGACGCGUUAAUUGAGUUGAAAAGUCAAUGUAAUGUUGAAGAAAAUAUAUGUCUUUAUGGAAAAUGUUAUAAUAAUGAACUAUUUAAAAUAAUUACAGUUGAUUGUAUUUAUUUUGAACUUGUGUUAACACGCAGAGGAUUAUUUCCUGCUUCUCCUAUAAAUCCAUUAAUUGCAUUUAAAAUAAAAUUAUUAGAAUUUGCAGAAAAACUACUUCUAUUAGCACAAAUAUCAUAUGAAAGUUUUUGUAUUGCUUUAAGGCAUAUUCAUGAUAAUAAACUUAGUAGUCAUAAAAAUAUUUAUAAACCUUUUAUGUCUACUUUUAGACAAUAUAUAUUAGUUAAAAAAGAAAAAAUUAAGUUUUUAACAGAACAAGUGGUUAAGAAACCUGAAGUUUUCUGUCCUGCAUGUCCAUUAAAAAAUUCAUGUAAUUCAGGUUCUUUAAAUAGAUUAACUGUAUGUUUUGAUGGAUGUUUUCAAUUACGACGAUUAAAAAUUGGUGGAAAUGAUAAUACAGAAGAAGAUUAUUAUUCUAAAUAUUUUAUGGAUGAUAAAUUUUUUGAUUUUGAAAAAUUAUAUUUACAAUAUUUACAAAAAGAAAGUUCUGGGGAAAAUGAUCCAUGUAUGAAAGCUUUUAAGGCAGCAAAUGAAAAAAAUUCUAAAAUACUUUCAAAUGCAUUGGAUAUUAGUGGAGUUGUUGGUACAACAUGUAAACAUGGAAUUCCAAUGAAAUUUUUAAAUAUAAAAACAGGAGAAAGAUUAGUAUAUUCUUUAUUUUUAUUAAAUAAUAUUUUAGAUGAAUUUGGAUCACAAAUUAGUAUGAUAUUGGAUAACAAACUAAAUGAAACAUCUUUACAAUUAAAAGCUAAAGAUGUAUGGUAUGCAGUUUCUGUAUUUCAUGCUUAUGCUCAUGAAGCUUUUUGUCAAUGUAUUUAUCAUCCAAGAAAAAGAGAAGGGUUUGGUCUUACUGAUGGUAAAUGGUUAGAAAGACUUUGGUCAUAUUUGGAAAGAUUUACAAAAACUACUAGAAUUAUGACUCCAAGUCACCGUAAAUUUAUACUUUCAUUAGCAUUAGAUCAUUUUGCAGAAACCAGAAUUCAAAAAAUUGGUCAAACAUUAAUUAAACAAUAUCAGCAUGCUUUAGAAUUAAAAGAAAUUUCACAAAAAGAUUUAGAAAAAUUAGAAUUGCAAAAUUAUUCUUUAG
This is a messenger RNA of Rhizophagus irregularis DAOM 181602=DAOM 197198, 1471 nucleotides long. The record is from RefSeq and is a predicted model, not a curated record. NCBI's taxonomy places the organism in Eukaryota, Fungi, Glomeromycota, Glomeromycetes, Glomerales, Glomeraceae.